UCAUGACUGCCCUGAUGAGAAAGUUGAAGACAGGAAUUGUCUUGCUUGCCUCCCACUAGACUGCAUUUUCUUUGGUCAAAGACUCCUUUCCUCAUGGGGCGUGCCUGGGUCCAGGCCCUCCUAAGAGGUCCUCUCUGGCUGCCUGUACUCUGGGCACUCUUGUCUCCCGUCUGCUGUUCCCAUCUCCCACCAGGAUGGCGCUUCUCUUCCUCUGAAGUUGUGAUCCCCAGGAAGGUGGCCCACAGGAGGGGUGGAGUUGAGAUGCCAGACCAGCUCUCCUACAGCAUGCGUUUCCAGGGUCGAAGACACAUGAUUCACAUGAAGCUCAAGAAGGACUUACUGCCGAGACAUUUUCCUGUUAUUACCAAUAAUGACCAAGGGGCCAUGCAGGAGGACUACCCCUUUGUCCCCCAAGACUGUUACUACUACAGCUACCUGGAGGGGGUUCCUGGGUCUAUGGCCACACUGGACACCUGCUAUGGAGGUCUGCGUGGCAUGCUGCAGGUAGAUGACUUGACUUAUGAAAUCAAACCCCUGGAGGCUUCUUCCAAAUUUGAGCAUUUGGUAUCUUUGCUGGUGUCAGAAGAAAGACCAGAAGAGGCAAAAAGGUGUAAUGUAGAAGAGACAGAGACAAAUCAAGAAUUUGAAAAGGUAAAACUGGCUGAAACUCCAAGAGCAGGUCCUAUUUAUUUGUGGAGGUAUCAUAGGAAAUACAUGAAACUUCACUACACUGUUUCUCACUCAUUAUAUUUACGAGACAGAAAUAUUACACGUUGGAUAGAGAAAACGGUGAUUCUAAACAACAUAGUACAUUCUAUUUUCAUCCAAGCGGUUAUAAGUAUCCAUAUACGUAUGUUGUGCAUAUGGGAUAAAGAGGAUGCAACAUGGGUUGAAGACGCACCUACCGAGACAGUGUUAGAAUUCUUUGGUUUGUGGAAAUGGAUUUAUUGGUAUAAAAAAUUUCCACAUGAUACUUCAGUUCUUUUCACAGGACAUAUGAUUGGACCAAAUCACUAUUUUGCCUUCCAUGGAGGAUUGUGCAAUCCCAACUGGGGAGCAGGAUAUGUAUAUGUACAAGAAGCACACUUAUUUUUAAUUGCAACUAUUACAGCACAUACAGUAGGCCAUAGCGCUGGCCUCUACCAUGAUGAGUAUGGUUGUUAUUGCUUUCGAAGAACCAACUGUGUCAUGGCUCCUGUUCCUGGUCUUCUAGAUAUGUUCAGCAAUUGUUCUUAUGCAAGGCUUCAUAUCCGAAUUUAUGGAUACGAUACUUGUAUGAGUGGUCAAAAUGUUCCAUAUGACAAUUAUCCUUAUGUAGCUCCUCGUUGUGGAGACAAGAUCAAAAAUAGGAAUGAAGAAUGUGACUGUGGCUCCCUUAAAGAGUGUGCCAGCGAUAAAUGUUGUGGGACCAAUUGUGUCCUUAACCUUGGCAGUAUUUGUUAUGAAGGAAGUUGCUGCCAAAGCUGUAAAUUAGCUCCCCCGGGAACCAUCUGCAGAGACACACGUGGCAUAUGUGAUCUACCAGAAUUCUGUGAUGGGAAAGGAAACACAUGUCCAGAUGACUUCUACCUCCAGGAUGGGACCCCAUGUUCAGCAGUAUCUGUUUGUGUGAGAGGAAACUGCAGUGACCGUGGUAUGCAGUGUCAAGCUCUUUUUGGCUUCAGAGUGAAAGAUGGUUCACCAGCAUGCUAUAAAAAAUUGAAUAUGAAGGGCGACCGAUUUGGAAACUGUGGGGUUACACUGCAAAAAGGAGGAAGUAAACCUUUCCCAUGCGAAGAAGAUGAUGUUUUGUGUGGAAUGCUGCAUUGCAGUGGUGUCAAAAAAAUUCCUGGUGGAGGUGAGCACUCUACAUUUCGUAGCAUAAUAGUAAAAGAUGUUAAAGAAGUAAAAUGCUUUGGAUAUGAUGUGCAUAGUGGGACAGAUUUGCCACAAGUGGGGCUUGUAGUGGAUGGUGCAGGAUGUGGCCCAGGAAAAUACUGCCUAAAUCAGAAUUGUACUUAUUAUCCAGACAUGGGUUUUGACUGUGAUUUGAAGAACUGCAACUUCAAAGGGGUGUGUAACAACAAGAAACAUUGUCACUGUUUGCGUGGUUGGAAACCACCAUCAUGUGACACAGUGGGAACAGGUGGCAGUGUUGAUAGCGGCCCUCCGCCUUACAAAAACCCUCGUAUUGCAGCCAACAUACGUGUGAAUAUAAACAAGAUGGUAACUGCAAUAUUUAUUCGUUUCAUCCUUUUUCUGGUUUCACUUCUUGUUGGUGGCCUUUCACGAGCAAAACAAACUGUAGAAGAGAAAGUUUUGAAAAAUACUGUACAUGAAGAUGAGUGA
Molecule: messenger RNA, 2328 nt
Organism: Carlito syrichta (Philippine tarsier)
Lineage: Eukaryota; Metazoa; Chordata; Mammalia; Primates; Tarsiidae
Product: disintegrin and metalloproteinase domain-containing protein 20-like
Exons: 1
Coding region: 94-2328 (744 amino acids)
Biological process (GO): male gonad development; proteolysis
Cellular component (GO): plasma membrane; external side of plasma membrane; sperm head plasma membrane
Molecular function (GO): metalloendopeptidase activity
Source: RefSeq, a predicted model, not a curated record